Molecule: messenger RNA, 1886 nt
Organism: Quercus lobata
Lineage: Eukaryota; Viridiplantae; Streptophyta; Magnoliopsida; Fagales; Fagaceae
Product: RING/U-box superfamily protein
Exons: 4
Coding region: 211-1707 (498 amino acids)
Biological process (GO): protein ubiquitination; regulation of cell adhesion
Molecular function (GO): ubiquitin protein ligase activity
Source: RefSeq, a predicted model, not a curated record
GCUUCUACCAGUUCAAAACUCUGCGUUUUGUUGAAGAAGAAAAAAGAAGAAGAGAAGCAACAGAGAACAACGACAAAGAACAAACACAGAUCGGCGAAACCACAGCGAUUGCCAUAGUUUACAUGAUUGAUUUUGAAGGGAAUUGAGGAGAACAAGUGAAGAAGAAGAAGAAGAAGAGGAGAGAGAGAGAGAGUAGUUGGGGUGUAAAAGAUGCUUCAGAUUCGGCUUAGCAAGGCUCCGGCUGCAGAAGGUGUUGGAGGGGCGAAGCCCUUGCCGGUGGAUAGUGUGACGGUGGCGUGCCCUGACCACCUUGUCCUUGCUGAACUCCCUGUGGCAAAGGGCAUUGGUGCAGCCACUUCUGCUUCCCUUGUCAAGACUGUUGGUCGCAGGUCCCGCCGCCCGCUUGGUGAGCGAGUCCACUUCUGCGUUCGUUGUGAUUUCCCGGUCGCUAUCUAUGGACGCCUGAGCCCUUGUGAGCAUGCCUUCUGUCUUGAUUGUGCUAGGAGUGAUUCAAUUUGCUACCUUUGUGAUGAACGUAUACAGAAGAUUCAGACAAUUAAAAUGAUGGAAGGGAUCUUCAUCUGUGCAGCACCUCAUUGUCUAAAGUCUUUUCUGAAGAGGUCUGAAUUUGAAUCUCACAUCAAUGAGAGCCAUGCUGACCUUCUUCAACCCAAUGCUGAGAAAGAAGAUGGAAAUGAAUCAGAGUCUCAGAGUGUUAAACAAUCUGGAGCUUCUGAAUCCACAGCCCGGGCUCCCCCAAGGCCGGUCUUUUCUCCUGGUUCAAAUUCCCAGAUUCAUGAUCGUGAAGACAAAACCCGUCGACAGCAACCUAGAGAACCACCACCUUCAAGGCCAAAUGUACAGCCAAAGCAACCACAAAGUUUUGGACAAGUGCAAAAUCAUCCAUCAGAGCUCCAACCAGAUAACAACCGACCGCAAGGCUUUGACAGGCUGGGUCCUCAAAACCGAUUCCAUCAACAGGGUUUUGACACCCAAGGUGGCCCACAACAAGAGUCUGGUCAGUUUCCAGACAAGCAGCAGGGAAUCCUAUCUGAGAACCAGUUUCCUGAAUACCCACCUAUGCAUUCCAUUCAGACACCUAAUUAUGCUGUGCCAGUCAAUGCAAAUCCAAUGCUAAAUCCCCCUCCACCUUUUGGUUACCCUCCUUUCCAGACUGAGGGAGGUCAACCAUUUUAUGGUGCUCCCUAUGAGAUGACAAGGCAAGAUUCAGCUUCAGAAGUAGGAGCGGAACAGGGGUCAUUGUUGGGUUUCCCACCAGUUCAAGUGGGUGGUGUGAAUUUCUCAGGAAACUAUGCUCAACCCUGGAAUGGAGGCUUUGUUGGUGCACCUUUUGAGCAUCCACACGGUGGUCAUGGAAUGCUAGAUGGCUUUGCUAAUGCAUCAGAUUCUCAUGGGAAAGCUGCAUUCCAUCAAGGUGACUAUGGACGCAAUUCUGGAGGUUUGCUUUUAAAUCCUCCACCUUUGGCUAACAAGGGCAUGGAACAAGCGCAGAGUGGCAAUGCGAUGGAUCCAAGGGAUGGCAAGGGCAUUUUGGCACCACAGCCUAUGACACUCCCACCGCCACCACCACCCCCACCUCACUCGUCCCAGCUUAAAAGAAAGUUCUAUUCUGAAUCAAGCCAUGACGGACAGGGCUAUGGCUGGCAGCAUGAGAACCGUGACAGUUUUGGGAGUAGCCAGGACUAGCAAAUCUGCCAUUUUAACUUUUAUAAUUUUUCCUUGUGAACUCAUUGCAUCAAUCAAAUUAGUUCGUUGUGCCUAUUUUUUAAUUAGUUCCAUGAGAGCAUUUAUUUCAUCCUUUGCCGGUCCAGUUUUGUAUAUAUAUUUUGAUUUGGUGCCAAAUCGGGGAAAUUUAUUCAUCAAAA